AUGGAAACAGACUAUUGGUCCAUUUCUAAAUCAGCAACGGCCAAUCUGCAAGUCUCUUUUACUGGAUGUACUUAUGGCCUCAACGAUUCCGAAGCUGAAAUGCUGACUGCUUUGAGGGAGAAUACGAAACAUUGGAAAUUAAAGAAAAUAAACUCAACCGAACAGAGAAUAGGAGGCUUUUGUCCUUUGACCCCCAAAGAGGUUGGGAUCUUUUUGCAAGCUUUGGGUUACCCUCCAGCCACCUAUAUCUAUAUAGCGGCGGGUGAAAUAUUCGGUGGAGACACUUAUCUCUCAGACUUGCGAUCUCGCUUCCCUAACUUGGUUUUCAAGGAGACAUUAGCGACAGAAGAAUUGGAAAAAUUUGUCAGUCAUGCAUCUCAGGCUGCGGCUAUUGAUUAUAUAAUAUCAGUCGAAAGUGAUGUAUUUGUUCCAUCGUAUACCGGCAACAUGGCAAGAGCUGUUGAGGGACAUCGGAGAUAUCUCGAUCACCGGAAGACAAUCAACCCAGAUAGGAAAGGAUUAGUGGAACUCUUUGACAAGAUGGAAAAUGGAGAGCUGAAAGAAAGUUCGACUUUAUCGCCACUUGUAACUCAAAUGCAUAAAUCAAGACAAGGAUCUCCAAGGAAAAGAUAUGGUUCUCUACCAGGAAUGAAAGGAAGAAACCGUCUUAGGACUGAAGAAUCUUUCUAUGAAAAUCCACUUCCCGAAUGCAUUUGCCGUAAUUGAAAGCACUGAUUCUACUGAACUUUGGUAUUUUUUUAAUGUUGCAAUUGUUUCAUAUGAUUCUUUUCAAUGAAGCAUCUGUUGCCAAAACUUUGACAUCUCAAACAAGCAAAUAUAUUUUAUAUGCGAAAUUACAAGAGUUA
Dioscorea cayenensis subsp. rotundata (Guinea yam) is the source of this 866-nucleotide messenger RNA. Its product is annotated as O-fucosyltransferase 38-like. NCBI's taxonomy places the organism in Eukaryota, Viridiplantae, Streptophyta, Magnoliopsida, Dioscoreales, Dioscoreaceae. Bases 1 to 726 code for a protein of 241 amino acids. The record is from RefSeq and is a predicted model, not a curated record. The transcript is spliced from 6 exons. Gene Ontology annotation, cellular component: cytoplasm; nucleus.